Molecule: messenger RNA, 5560 nt
Organism: Salmo salar (Atlantic salmon)
Lineage: Eukaryota; Metazoa; Chordata; Actinopteri; Salmoniformes; Salmonidae
Source: RefSeq, a predicted model, not a curated record
CUUUUGCAGUGCGGAUCCAGUAGUUGGAGUUCUAACUAAAAAGAGAGGAUCGCAAGGAGUGAGCGCAGCUGAGUGAGCAAACAGAAGUAGAAACAUUAGGUGAAUUUUGACACUAACGAACGUCGUUUUUGAAAGACUGUCACUUUUACUGCCCUGGAUCCAUCUUUCCAGCCUUGUAGAAUAACGCCCUUGUUUCCCGCCUGAAAACUCACACGGUCGUGUCAGCUGGCAUGAGCUAACCCACCAGAAAUGGAAACCAAACCUUUCUUGUCAUUGGGGUUCCUGAAGCCCCAGUGCUCGCUGGCUCCGCCUCCCCAGCGAGGACGCUCGGGGGAGGCCUGCUCCUGUUUCACCGGCAUGUGUCACCUCCACCAGCGUCGGAUAUCUACAGGUAACACUCAACGCCAUCUCCACAUCCCAUCGCCAUCUGCCCCGUCAUGGCAGACUCAGCACCUGGGAAGACACCUGUAUGAAAUAAAUUCAUCAGGCCAGGUGACCUCGUCUCCCCUGGGCUCUCCCACGUCCCACCGCGGCAUGCACCCAUCCCUGCUCAGCCCGUCCUCCAUGGGGCCCUCGGGCUCUUUGCACUCUCCCAUCAGCACCCUGAGUUCUCCCAUGAACGGCCUGGGCUCGCCAUUCUCUGUCAUCAGCUCGCCCAUGGGCCCACACUCCAUGUCCUCGCCCGGCAUGGGCUACGGCCCCGGUGUCAGCCCCCAGAUGUUCCAGCUGAACUCCCCGAUGAACUCGGUCAGCAGCUCGGAGGACAUCAAGCCCCCGCUGGGUCUCAACGGGGUGAUGAAGGUGCCCGCCCAGCCCUCACAAGGGUGCAUGCCCCUCUCCCUCACCAAACACAUCUGUGCCAUCUGCGGGGACCGCUCGUCAGGUAAACACUAUGGAGUGUACAGCUGUGAGGGCUGUAAAGGCUUCUUCAAGAGGACAGUGCGGAAGGACCUGACCUACACUUGCCGAGACAACAAGGACUGUCUGAUCGACAAGCGCCAGCGCAACCGCUGCCAGUAUUGUCGCUACCAGAAGUGUCUGGCCUGUGGAAUGAAGAGAGAAGUUUUGUUACACACAGCCGUCCAGGAGGAGCGCCAGAGGGCCAAAGAACGCAGUGAGAACGAGGUGGAGUCCACCAGCAGCGUCAACGAGGACAUGCCCGUGGAGAAGGUCCUGGAGGCAGAGCUCGCUGUGGAGCCCAAGACAGAGACCUACAUCGAGACCAACCUGGGCAUGCCAUCCAGCUCGCCCAAUGACCCGGUGACUAACAUCUGCCAAGCAGCCGACAAGCAGCUCUUCACGCUGGUGGAGUGGGCCAAGAGGAUCCCCCACUUCUCUGAGCUGCCCCUGGACGACCAGGUCAUCCUCCUACGAGCAGGGUGGAACGAGCUCCUCAUCGCAUCCUUCUCGCACCGUUCGAUAGCAGUGAAAGAUGGGAUCCUCCUAGCAACAGGGCUACACGUCCAUCGUAACAGCGCCCACAGUGCUGGAGUGGGAGCCAUCUUUGACAGAGUGCUCACAGAACUGGUGUCCAAGAUGAGAGACAUGCAGAUGGACAAGACAGAGCUGGGUUGCCUUCGGGCUAUCGUCCUCUUCAACCCAGACUCUAAAGGCUUGUCUAACCCAGGUGAGGUGGAGGCUUUGAGAGAGAAGGUCUACGCCUCUCUGGAGGCCUACUGCAAACAGAAAUACCCAGAUCAGCCUGGCAGGUUUGCCAAGCUGUUGCUGCGGUUACCAGCCCUGCGCUCCAUUGGUCUGAAGUGUCUGGAGCACCUGUUCUUUUUCAAGCUCAUCGGGGACACGCCCAUCGACACCUUCCUCAUGGAGAUGCUAGAGGCGCCCCACCAAAUGACAUAACUGCAGGCGGUGCGUCACCCGUGUUUCCCCCGCCCCCUGGACAGCGAGAGUGGUCCUGCAAACCAUUCCCCCUUGAGAGACGGACGUGUCUCCUCCCUUUUUACUGUCUUUGAUGUGUUUCAAAAAACAAGUUCAGUGUAUAUGGGUCUGUUUUAUAUAUUGUACAAAUAUAUAAAUAUAAAUAUAUAUAUAACUCAUGAGAGACAACGAUGGACUGGAGAUGAAACGGACUGAGGAGAAAAUAAGUGUUUGAAGCCAUUGUUUUGUAACGUGAAACAACAGCAGAGUUGACCAGGUGUAACAUGUAGCUGUCUGCAGGUGUAUCUUUAACUGUUCCAUCAUUGGAUGCACAGCAGCGUAGUAAUUGGGACAAUCGUGUUUUGGACUUGUUGAAGAGAGGCGGGGCUGCAUGGGCUGUCCCUGGCUCUGAUUGGAGCCGUCUCACUUUUAGAACUAACUUAAUGUUCUGUGUGCAGUGGGGAGGAGCCAGGCCCGGUCUUGUCUGGUCCAAUCCGGUCAAGUCUUGUCCGAUACAAUCCGGACUGGUCCGGUUGGGUCUGUUUUGAGGUGUAUUGUAGAAAAGGACUCAGAGGUGAGAACAUGCAGAUGAACGGUGCUCCACUCAGGUCUCUGAACCCAAACUAAGCCGUUUCUCCACAUCUCCUUAUUCUAUUAGCACUGUGUGAACAUGAGAGGAGAGAUGCUACAUCGCUACAUCGGUCCAGUGUUCAGAGGCUCAUCAUAUAGCUUCAGAGACUGAUUGGAGUGAAAGCCUGCAGUGUGGCCUCUUAGGACCAGAGCUGGAUGACCUCCAUGUGGCGUGACUGUCUGCACAGAGAAGCUUCUCUCUGGAACUACUCAUUCUGGUGUACUGGACUGACGUUAGGCACAGUGUGUAUCUGGAGUCACUCGGACAUAGGCCCUAUACUACAUGUCAUUACUGUGUGGUCUGGAAGGUUGCCACAGGAAGGAAAGCAAACAGAUAUAUGUUCUCGUACUACAAUUAUUUGUCCUGUUUCCUGUCUGAGUUAAGGUGACCACAAAAUGAAGAAGAAAUAGACGGAUGAUUUGACUGAACUGUACUGUAAGGAAAUAGUGUCCUCUGAUCUGAACUAAGUGCUUUCUAAAGUGAUGCCAUGUCUUUGUCAUGUCUCCCUCCACCUCUGAGACCUUUUGUUCCACUCUUCUGUGAAUUUCAACACACCAUGAUUGACCUUCACACAACAACCAAGCCUGCUGUUCCUCACAGUGUAACCUAGCUUUAGAAGGUCUUUGACCUGUACUGGACAUUACAACCACACACACAGUGUUGAUGGUAUAUGUUUAAUUAUUAAUUUGCAAAACAAUUUGCAAUUACCACACACACACACACACACACACACACACACACACACACACACACACACACACACACACACACACACACACACACACACACACACACACACACACACACACACACACACACACACACACACACACACACACACACACACACACAGCUUCAAUACAGUCAUGUUUAUGGCUUGAUGUACUCUUAUUGCUUGGCACUUAACCUCAGUAUUGUGGAGCUCAUGCUGCUCCAUUGCAAGCUCACCUCUGGGGCAGCCAGAUCAGGCUGAGGCCCAGGCCAUCCAUCCAUCCACUCUGACUGGAGGAUGUGGGCCUGGUGAAGAGACAGAGACUGUUGACUUCUCUGCUGCCCAGCCUCCCCUCACCCUCAGAGGGAUCCAUAGCCUGCACUUCUGUGGACAACACAGUUUCAUUUAAGUCAAAUUGAAAUGUUAAAUAUGUAACGUUAUGUAUAAAUCUGCUAUAUGCCCAUAUUGCGCUUUUUUUCUUUCUAUUCUGCAGCUGCUGCAUAACUAUGCAUCUAGUGUUUUCUUUCUCCAAAGAUUGUCCAUAGAGGGGUUUCGUUGUUAUUAUAAAGGGGUGGUUAAACCCUGUCCUGUAGGACAGCAGACUGCUUUGGAUUUCAAUCAACUUUAUCAGAUAUCCAGGAGCGAGUUUGGCAGUCCACAUUAUGAUAGCAGACUAGGGAGAGCCACAGAGAAAUUCAAUAGAACAUUUGCUUUGCGAUGGAUAGAGGGUUUGACCAGCGAGAAUAGAGAAUUUGGUGACUUUGGGAGAGCUGUGACUUCCCCCUAGUGGAAGAGAUGCAGCACUGCAACAUUACUUGAAUUUUGUACAAGUAUUUAACCAGAAAUGGCACUUUUUCAUGACAUUAUCAAUGUUCAUUUUUGUCUUUGGUCAGUCAAAACCUCAAUGUGUUUUCUCGCAGAAAGAUUGAAUGAGUAACAAUAACCUCAGCAGGAUUGAUUGACACGUCCUUAGUUCAAAUCUAGCUCGUGUAUAUUAGUGAGGUGAUUGCAUUUUCAUUAGGUUAUAUUUGAAACUAUUUAGGAGAAGGAGAUGAUUUGUGUUUAGGCCAAUUCUGUCUAAACAGUAUUUUUAUCGAGACUAAUUGUAAUUGUCAAAAAAAACAAAUGAAUUGGCUCAUUGUUCAAAUGAUACCAAUUUAAGCACUAGUAAAAGUAAUUAUCUGGAAAUUGCAUUCUCUGGAACAUGAGUAGGUCAAAUCAAACUGUUUGCACCUCAACAAACAUUUCAGAAAAAUAACCACAUGCAUUUUGCUAAUUCAUUUAUUUGCAAACAAGUUUGUCCAACUUUUUAGAUGUACACCUAAUAUACACCUGCUCACUUGUGUCUGAUGUCUCCUAUUCUCUGCUUGGUCAGGUUAAUGUGAUUCGAGACCCCAGGUGUAUACUGUACGUUAAAGCCAUACGCAGAUGUGCAAGCUCGCUCACUCCUGCAGGGAAUGGACAGAGAAGGGUCCUCUGGACUGAUACGGAAAUGAUUACUUAGAUAGAAUGAAUAGCUAUGGAAAAUGCUUUAUAUACCAUAAAGCUAUAUUUUGUCUAUAUGUGUAUAUAUUUAUAAAUAUCUAUAAAUCCGUUCCGUGUUUCCAGUUAAUUUAGAGUAACAGGGAGACAAGUACUUCAGUUCAAACUAUCUGAGCCAGUCCUGAUUCCAGUGUUAUACUCAAUAGUUUCUUGGUGUUUGUCAAAAAAUAUGUGCUUUUUACAUUGGCCUCGAUUCUCUAAAAGCAAAAGUCUUCAAUCAACCAGCAUAAUACAAGGAGCGCAAAGCCCUAACCCUCACCAGCUAACAGCUGUUCUAUAUGGGACCUGAAAACAGCAACAACAACAAAACGGGUUAUUACACACAAAAGACAUGAAGCCCUCCAAAAUCAAUUUAUUGCUUAGCUACUUGUAUGUUCAACGUUAUCAGGAAACGCUGGGCUCAUGACAGUCACAGAUUUCUUUGACGAAUUCAGCAAAAUGUCAAGAAAAAACCCCACUUCUUGACAUAUAUUUUUGUACAAAGGUAAUUUUAUCCCUUGCUUAUGUACUCUGUACCUGCCAUUUUCCUCCUGUGGGCUGUUGUAUACAUUGUUUGUGUAAAUGUUGAUUUAAAAUGGGGAAGAAAAAAAGUGAGAAGAGUGGUUGCAGUGACACCCUGGUAACUGUCGCCUAUACUUUGCCUUUUCUGGCCUAUCGAUACAAGAUGAGAUUGUCCUCUCAUUACAUUUUGUCUAUUUUUAACGAGUUGGAAAACGUCAUCUGUUCUUUGUGGGUUGUUCUCCGAUAUUCUAUCUUUCAUGGAAAGACAAAAAGAUUAUUAAAAAAAAUCUAAAAGUAAA